Paracoccidioides lutzii Pb01 is the source of this 2085-nucleotide messenger RNA. RefSeq lists its product as hypothetical. The record is from RefSeq and is a predicted model, not a curated record. Bases 1 to 2085 code for a protein of 694 amino acids. The transcript is spliced from 3 exons.
AUGACCGACGAAGAAGACUCCUCUGGCACUGGCGUUCAAGUCUCCCCUCCCUCCGCAACUGGUAGCCACGACCAUUAUGAUCACUAUGACGUCGGUGGUGAUUGGGCCCAUCUGAGCUAUCCUGAUGAACUAAAACCCUCCGACUCUGCCUCCAGACCAAGAACUUCUAAUCGCCAUCACAAUCCUAACGCCGCCAGAUCGGGGCCCAGUCGUCGUCAUUCCACCCGCCAUCAUCUUCCGCCAGAACGGGAACCAGGAGCGCACCGGUCAAGGAGGCACCAUCACCCUCCCGCUCCCCCUUCGCCAGCGGAGAGUGAGGACUUUGGUGACGACUACGAGGAGGAGUACCCCCCGCCACGAGGUCCGCCCGAAAGACCAUACUGGGCUCCCCAUGCUCCCGCUCCGCCACCAGGGUAUGCCCGGAGUGCUGUUUCCGCGCCAUCAUACAAUCCAUACCCCCAAUACGGGAACGUGCCAUACGGACCCAUGCAGCCUGCGCACGCGGGGCAUCCUGGGAUUACGUCGAACCAAUUAGUGCAGUUGGGACACAUGGCACAGAUGGGCCAUAUGGGCCAUAUGGGUAGUAUAAAUGGGCACAUGGGCCAUUAUCCGCCAGGCCAGCCGCAAAAUUACCCUUAUGGACCAUCCCUCAGCAAAUUCCACAUCCACGAAAUCGCCAUGUUCACCACCAUCGCCGGACGCGGAGCCAAUCUCACCCUCCACCGCCACUACGGGAUGAAAGUGAAAGCCCCCCUCCCAGACCUCAUUAUGCCCAUACUGUGCACCCGGGACAUCCAAUUGCUCAAUUCCCACACUCUCCCCUUUGGCCCUGCGGAUAUGGUUCCUUACGCUGGCGGGCCCCAUGGAGGUCCCCACGUUGGUCCUCAUGUCCUUGGAGGCCCACAUGGAGGUCCUGGCUACUUCUCCCCAUACGGGCAUCACUUUCCCCUGCCCCCUGGCAUGAUUGCACCACAUUUCUUCCACCAGUUUCAGCGCCCACGGUCGCUAUCUCCGCCACCGCCAGCAAAAGAACCUUCUUCUCCACCCACUGCUCCAACCGUGCCGCCUCCACCACCCCAGCCGGAUUCCAAAGACGAAGCGAUCGCCCGGCUAGAGAAGCUUAUUCUCGAUGAACGAAUGGAACGGGAAGCCAAGGAAGCUGCCCGUGAAGCUGCUAUCGAAAAAGCUGCUCGUGAUAAGGCUGCUGCAGAGGAACGCGCAGCUAUAGAAAAAAAGAUCGCUGAAGAAGCCGCAGCCAAAGCAAGCAAAAUCGCAAGAGCAGAAGCUAUGAAAGAGGCGGAAGCGAAAGCCGCGGAAGAGGCUGUCAAGGCUAAAAUAGCUGCAGAGGAGGCUGCAGCACUGGCAGCCGCAGAAGCCGCGGAGAAGGCUACUAUUGAGGCCAAUGCUAAGACUGCAGAAGCCGUCGCCGCUGCCACUGCGGCUGCGCUCGCGCCUCCUGCUGAGAAGAAGAAGCCAAUUAAGUUCAAAGACGCUGUUGGAAGGAAGUUCAGUUUUCCUUUUCAUCUGUGCAACACCUGGCCGGGCAUGGAGGAUCUUAUCCGACAGGCAUUCCUCCACGUUGACAGAAUAGGACCUCAUGUCGCCGAAGGCCACUAUGAUCUGGUUGGCCCAAACGGUGACAUCAUUCUCCCACAAGUCUGGGAAACUGUAGUAGAACCGGAUUGGACCAUCACUAUGCACAUGUGGCCCCUUCCGGAAGAGCCCAAGACACCGGAUCCAUCCAUGGUACUAGAGGACGACCGUAACCUGGUUACCAUCGUGGAUCUGAAGCGUGCAGAGGCUGCAGGUGCGCCCCCUCCUCUCUAUCCCCCUGUUCCGCCGCCUCCUCCAGAUGUCGCGGCCUUCAUGGCUUCGGGUCUGCCGCCACAUCUAAUUCCGGAUCCAUUUGUUGACCUUCACCAUCCAAUUCCAGCGGAUGCGCAACCACCUCCACCGCCUCCCGGUCCAAAAAGACCGCGUCCCCGGGAUCUCCCUGCGGGAGCCUUUGCUAUGUGGAUGACGGGAAAUAGAGGCAAAUUAAACCGGGCUUUAAAAGCGGCAAAAAAGCCUGAAGUCAUCCCAUAG